Penicillium cinerascens is the source of this 375-nucleotide messenger RNA. RefSeq names its product CVNH domain-containing protein. NCBI's taxonomy places the organism in Eukaryota, Fungi, Ascomycota, Eurotiomycetes, Eurotiales, Aspergillaceae. The transcript is spliced from 3 exons. The coding region runs from base 1 to 375 and encodes 124 amino acids. The record is from RefSeq and is a predicted model, not a curated record.
AUGCAAUUCUUUCUGAAGAACGUCGCCCUUUUCUCGCUCUUUGCGAUUAUGGUCUCCGCGACCUCCAAGUUCGCCGACUCUUGCCGCGAAAUUGAGGGCUAUGGCUCCGAGCUCCAGGCCGAGUGCCAGGAGUACGAGAACGGCCAGCUCCGACCCACCACCAUCAAUCUGAACCGAUGCCUGAAGAACCACAAGGGUUCCCUCCGGUGCGGAUCAAACGGCAACUAUGAAUCCUCCUGCAUCAACUGUGUCCUGAGAGGUACCACCGACUAUGAGUGCCAGUGCCGCAACGUUGACGAGGGGCACCAAUACGUUUCCACUCAAAUUGACCUGAACAAGUGCAUCAGCAACAACCACGGCGAGCUUCGCUGCUAA